This is a messenger RNA of Drosophila bipectinata, 1327 nucleotides long. RefSeq names its product Male-specific transcript 77F (gene Mst77F). The record is from RefSeq and is a predicted model, not a curated record. Lineage: Eukaryota; Metazoa; Arthropoda; Insecta; Diptera; Drosophilidae.
CAGAAUCAUUCCAAAGCAAAUCGUCGUCCCGAACACACGUACUAGCCAAAAAAAAAUAUAUAAUUCAAAUCUUACAAGUGAUUUUUAUAUAUUUUUCAGUAAAUUUAAAUAUUUUUUUUUUGUAAUUUUCUAAAGAAAUUUUCAAGUGAAUUAGAAAUUUAACUUUCGGUUAUUAAAUAGUGAAAAAAAAAUAAUAAAAGUCAACAUGAGCAACUAUUCAUCAAGUGACCUGUCGAGUGACCAUGACAGCUGUGUUGAGCCGUGCAGCCGCCAAAAGAGGUCCCCUUCCACCAAGAAGAGGGGCACAUCCCAGAAGAGGACCCCAUCCCAGCCGCAGAAUUCCAAGUCGAUGAGAGAAGCCAGAGGCUAUAAGGAUCAAGGGACCAUGUUUGGUUCUAGGUCUCGUCGAGAUUCUCAGGCGGCAGGGUCGUCGAGAGGGUCGCACGGCCGGCAGUCCCAGGCCGCGCAGGAUCGUUUCCGGUCGCGUUCCGAAGAAACGCCUUACACGCGCUUCCUGAUGGAGUUCAGGGAGCGCUAUGGCAACUACUACCAACGCGAUCAGGUAACCGCGGCGGCGAAGAAACACUGGAUUGGUAUAGCUACCAGGCAUAGUGAACCUCCUAAGAACUUCUUUAGGAGCGGAGUUCCGAAUGCUCUUAACGCCAAGUCAUCGGACAAUCAUGGGGCAGCAUUCUCCUUUGCUGGUAUCGACAUCGAGUCUGGGCCAGCCAGCAGCAAGGACGUCUCCAUCGGCAGCGUUGACGAUGGAGAGUGCUGCAUGAAGAAGAAGAAGCCUAGGAUGUGCAAACCCAAGCAGAAGAAGAAGGUUUGCGCCAGGAAGCCCAAGUGCGCCAAGCCGAAACCCAGGUGCGCCAAGCCGAAACCCAAGUGCCGAAAGCCCAAACGCAAGAACGCUUGCCGUAGGGCCCCGGCGUGUCCCAAGCGGAAGCCCAGGUGCCCCAAGCCCAAACCCAAGUGCCAAAAGCCGAAGCCAGCUUGCCCAAGACCAUGCUGAUCGGUAGAUCGACAGCCUCACGUCCCCCCAAACAUAUUUCGGUCUAAAAAAAAAAAUCUAAAAAAUCAGACAGAUUCCAAAAGUUAAAUCAAAAUUAGGAAUUUCGGAAAGCUGCUGGGAAAUCAAGAUGCGGCCUUCAGUGAACUGGAUGGGAAGAGCAGCGCCAUCCUUCAAAAGAAACCAAUCCCAAGAAUAGAUUCAAAGCUUCAGGGAAAGGGAACUUUCAUAAUUUAUCCAUUUUUAUAUUCCGGCUUACAAUUAGGACCAGCUACCCCUUCAAAAAUGAUUAAAAAAAAUCUGUCUGACCAAAAA